Messenger RNA from Mauremys mutica (yellowpond turtle), 3035 nucleotides. RefSeq names its product class I histocompatibility antigen, F10 alpha chain-like. The transcript has 8 exons. Gene Ontology annotation, cellular component: external side of plasma membrane. NCBI's taxonomy places the organism in Eukaryota, Metazoa, Chordata, Testudines, Geoemydidae. Gene Ontology annotation, biological process: immune response. The record is from RefSeq and is a predicted model, not a curated record. The coding region runs from base 61 to 1101 and encodes 346 amino acids.
GACUCGGGCGCUGGCAGCGCAGCGAGGUUCCCGGGGCGGGACCGGGCUGGGAGCGGGUCCAUGGGCCGAGUCCUGCCGCGCUGCGGGGCGCCGCUGGGCCUGGCGCUGCGCCUGCUGAUGCUACUGGGGGCUGUAGCCCUGCGGGGGGGCCACUCCCGCCUGCACUCCAGGCGCGUAUUGGACACGGUGGUGUCAGAGCCCGGCCCGGGGCUGCCCUGGUACAGCCGUGUUGUGUACGUGGACGAUCAAGUCAUCUACGUCUACACCAGUGGGAUGCAGAAGGCAGAGCCUCGCCCAGUGUGGAUGGCGCAGAACGAGGGCCCGGAGUUCUGGGAGGAGAGGACCUGGUGGGCACAGCGCCACCAGAAAUGGUUCAAAGCGAGUUUGAACACCCUGGGUCAGCUCUACAACCAGAGUGAGGGGUUUCACAUUAUCCAGAUGAAAUACGGCUGUGAUCUCCGGGAAGACAACACCACUUGGGGGUUUUACCAGGAUUCCUAUGACGGGCGAGACUUUCUUACCUUCGAUAUGGAGACCAUGACUUUAGGAGCAGCAGAUAUUGGGGCUCAGAUCACCAAGAGGAGAUGGGAUGCUGAAGUAUUUGACAACCAGCAGUGGAAACGCUACUUGGAGGAGAGAUGUAUCCCCUGGCUAAGACGUUCUCUAGAGUACGGGAAGGAGACUCUCCAGAGGAAAGUGCACCCAACAGCUAGAGUGAGUGACAGGUCAUCUCAUGACGGCCUCACCACCCUCUCCUGUAAGGUCAGUGGGUUCUACCCCCGGGACAUCACCGUGACCUGGCUGAGAAAUGGGGAGAGCAGACAGCAGGUGACCUACUCUGAAGGCAUCCUACCCAGUGGGGACGGGACCUACCAGACCUGGGUGGCAAUGGAGAUUGAUCCCACGAUCAAAGUCCAUUAUUCAUGUCACGUGGAGCAUGAAAGCCUGUUAGAGCCACUCUCUGUCCCCUGGGAACCAAAUAACAGUCUGAUUCCCGUUGUGGCUGGAGUUAUCACUGCAGUUGUCCUGGUUGGUGUUAUAAUCGGAGUAGUCGUCUGGAAAAAGAAACGCCCAGGGAGAAAGGGAGACGCUACGCUGUAGCUCAGGCAAAUGACCAGGGAUCUAGUGGCUCUGCCGUGGCUGCCAAGGCUUAACAGAGCCUGUUGGAGUCUGUGCCACAACCUGAGGGGAUCCCAGAGAGGAAGAUGGAUGAGCUCUGCUCUGUCUCCCUACAAGAACCAAUCAGCCUCUCCCUAGCUUUUGCCUGGCACUUGGAGCGUCCCGUGUGGGAUUUCUAGGCUCAUCUCUCUGCUCACUGACCCCUUUUUGCUUUUCAGAUGUAAUAGUUUUCUGUAAUAAUGUUUUAUAUGCAGAAAAUAAUUUCCAAAAAUUUAAUGGAUAAAAACCCCUUUAGUAAGAGUUUAGUAUUUGCUACCUUUAGUGUGUGCACUCAGUGCUCUGUGCUGUGCUGUUUGCACACCCUGUACCAUACGCUAGAUAUGUGAGCAGUAACUGCUUGUGUUUAUAUGGUGGGGGAUGUAUUUUUUUUCUGUAGAAUUUCAUGAUUAUAAGAUGGUAAAUGCCCUUGUAAACUCACAGCUGGUAGCGCUGUUGCCAUCCUCAGCUGAGGACGUCUGUUGGACAGGAAUAAGUGUCUGCGAUUAGUUUAUAAGUGCCUCUAAUGUCCUUUUCACCAUUCACAGAGCCAUAGAAAUGCUGGGCUAGUAGGGACCUCAAGAGGUCAUCAAGUCCUGCCCAUGAUCUCGGGUACCACCUAGUAAACCUAGACCAUCCCUGACAGGUGUUUGUCCAACCUGUUCUUAAAAGCCUCCAGUGAUGGGGAUUCCACAGCCUCUCUAGGCAACCUGAAGUGGAGCAUUUUUCUAACGUUGCAUAUGUAUACUGUGUGUGCCUUAGUUUCCCCCAUGUGCUGCAUGUCUAGCCAAGGUGGGAGGGGGCGUCUAUUGUUGCAGGGAACGAGGUGUGACCCAGUCCAGCAGCCUGAACCCCAGACCGUGGCCUGAACACUUUGUAACUUAGCGACUGAUGACCCAAAGGCCCAUCCCAACUUGGAGCCAGACAGUUAUGGGCAGCAGAGAGAACAAAAAGCUGAAGAGAGAGUCUUUGCCUAGGAAAGAAGACAAAGGAUGGAGGUGGGGCCUUGGAGGUGACACAGGGUGGGCCGCAGAAAGGAGGAGUCACUUCUGGGCUGGGAACAAAGAGCGGCCUGAGCCCAUCUGGACGGGGACAGACCCAGAUGGACGCCCCUGAGAACGUCUUGUGCUGUGCUCCAGACGUACAAUAAACACUUCUGUGUUGCACUGGCUGAGAAUCACUGCAGGCUAGAGAGAGGCAGGCAUGCUGAAGGCUUAGAUGUGCAGUACUGGGAGGCGGAGGAGAAGCCUACAGCUUAAACCCCGAGCAAAGAGUGUGACCUUACGUAGGGUCAGUACUCUAAAGGGCAGUUCCUUCCAGGGACCAUACGGAGCCAAGAGAGCACUGGCCUGUGAGUCUGUGACAACCUGUUCCACAGUGAACUGUCCUUAUAGCUAGAACGUUUUUCCUAAUGUCUAACCUAAAUUCCCCCUUCUCCUACUAUCAGUGCAAUUGGAGAACAAUUGAUCACCGUCCUCUUCAUAGCAGCCCUUAAUGCAGGGGUAGUUAAUUAUUUUUUGUCAAGGUCCAAAUUUCUUGGUCCAGAUAUAGUCACGGUCCAGACUCAAGAGAAACAUUUUUCACACCACAAGUGCCCGUGUUCAAUGAACACAUACAAUGCUGUGAAAUAUACCCAGGGCCUAUAUUGUUUAUAUUUUAGUGCAUUAAAUGAAAAAUAAAACCAAACCCUUGUACAGCCUAAAAUAACCUCUAAGAAAGAUGUAAUUUAUCUGAAACUUUGAGAAAGUAUUUAGAAAAAUGUCAAAUACAUGCAAAUAUUAGCAUAAAACUGUUGCCUGAAAGUAUUUUUAAAGUUUUGUAUGAGUUUUAUCAAAUCCAAUUAUUGUAGGCAUAUCUGCAUAUAGAUAGAUAAACAUAUU